Messenger RNA from Colletotrichum paranaense, 414 nucleotides. RefSeq lists its product as uncharacterized. NCBI's taxonomy places the organism in Eukaryota, Fungi, Ascomycota, Sordariomycetes, Glomerellales, Glomerellaceae. The record is from RefSeq and is a predicted model, not a curated record. The coding region runs from base 1 to 414 and encodes 137 amino acids. The transcript has a single exon.
AUGGGAUAUCGAAAAGUCGGUCUGUUCAUCCCGCCAACACUCCCAUGCCCUGCUUUUCCACAGGGAACAUCCCAUUCUGCCAUCUCUUCCCUUAACUCACCUACCGCAGUACGCAUGCGACAUUGCUUCAUCAUCUUUCUUCACAACUUACUCACUCCUCUCCUCUGCAGCAUGCGCCAUGCCCGCGUCUAUUUUAGGCGUCUAUCUUCCGCAAAUUACGACUCUGCAGGUGACCCUUUCCGGCGUACCACCGAUACUCAUUACCUAAGUACAGGCUACAGAUGCUAUCAACUCUCUGCGCGCCUCAUGUACAAUCCUGCCACAGGCGAGCAUUCUUGCUUCUUUCUACUGCUCCAGGGCUCUCUCUCAAGUUUCAAAACGAGCCACUGGCGCCCCGGCAGAUCUUCCACCUGA